Arabis nemorensis is the source of this 246-nucleotide messenger RNA. Lineage: Eukaryota; Viridiplantae; Streptophyta; Magnoliopsida; Brassicales; Brassicaceae. The record is from the annotation of a GenBank genome assembly.
AUGGCUCGUUACUCAUCAGAAGAUGGGCAAACGCCAGUGAACUCGACGGUGGUCGCUAUUGACAAAGACAAGAACAGUAACUAUGCUGCUCGCUGGGCCGCCGAUCAUCUCUUCCAUUUGAUCAAUAAUCCCAACAUGAUUCUAGUCCAUGUUCGUCUUAAAAACCAUGGAGGAAGCCAUGACAAUGAUGAAUUGAAUCAGCUUUUUAUUCCCUACAGAGGUUAUUGUGCACGAAAAGGGGUAUAA